Aspergillus pseudoviridinutans is the source of this 744-nucleotide messenger RNA. RefSeq lists its product as uncharacterized. The record is from RefSeq and is a predicted model, not a curated record. Lineage: Eukaryota; Fungi; Ascomycota; Eurotiomycetes; Eurotiales; Aspergillaceae. The transcript has 2 exons. Bases 1 to 744 code for a protein of 247 amino acids.
AUGGCAAAACCACUUAAUGAAGCAACCCCCUCCUCCCCCACCAUCACCCACUCCACCAUCACCAAAACAACCUUCACCAAUCUCACCCCCGCAGACUCCAUAUUCCGCUCCACACUGGAAAACACCUCCAUCACCAGGACAUCCGAGGCUACAAGCAGCAUUAGUAUCAAACGCAGCAAGCUUCAUACCUGCACGCUAACCAACUCCUCUGCCCGCCGCUCCACCCUCACCAAGACAACCCUCAUCAACGUCCCCGCAGCCCGCUCACUCGACGCAACCGACUCCUCGCUCUCGAAUGUCCGCCGUCUGCGACGGAGCGAGAUCCGCGCCAGCACGGUGAGCGAUGGCGCCGUCCGGCGGAGCACGGUCGUGCACUCGACUGUGAAGCACUCUCUCAUCCGGCGGAGCAAGCUCGACCACGUGGCUUUGUUCCAGAGCCGGGUGAAGAGGGCGGAGCUGACGGACUGCGAGGUGAGUGAGUGUGUGGUUAUCGGGACGGAGUUUAAGGGCAUGAGGUUGAGGUCUGGGGUGUGGAAGAAUGGGCGGUUGGUGGGGAGGGUUGGAGAGGGAGAGGUUGUUUUUGAAGAGUUGGAUAAGAGUAAGAAGGGCAACGCUUUUGCCCCAGAUGAAAAGGUUGAGAGGCUUGAUUACAAGGUUCUACAGGAGGAGAGCGAGUCGGAGGAGGACGAUGACUCCAGUGUGAAUGAUGAGAAGGCGGAGCUGCCGCCACCAUAUGCGCCUUGA